UGAAAACUGUCAAAGCAUACGAAAUAAGGAUGUCAAUUUGUGUGGCAUAUAUUUUAUAAAUUAUUUAUUAUUUUGUAAUCAAUUUACAAACAUGAUGUUCAUUUACGCGUGCACAGUCAUACUCACGGCAAUAUGUGAAGUCAUCGCCGUGGACCAGAAGGACUAUGCACCAAAUGUCGGCACAGUACUGUUCACUGCAGCAGAUCUUAAGAAGAAACAAUGGAGCAAGAGCGAACUAGCAUUACUGAAGGCCAGAAGGCACUUCCAAACCCUGCUUCCACCACCAGUUUUCAUCAACAACUUCAAUGAAGACUACGUCAACAUACUACUCGGAUAUUUCAAGGAUGCCUACACCGCUAUCAAACGAGAAGCUCCUGACACCGAAACAGACACCAUUAUGACCACAGCUCUGUCUGAUGCAAUAGGCGGCUACCUUAAAGUUUGGGUACUACCCGUGGCAAAACUGGACUACUACGGAGGUACAGUAUCUCAAAAUAACGUUGUCAAACUAUUCAAAUUUUACAAUGAGAUAAAAAGAUACUUAGACACUGAUGGUGUCGGAUGGCGCGAGCCUGAUGAAAGGGUGCUCAACUCUAUGACCAUCAAUGUAGCUCCGUUGAAGAUCAUGUCAAACACCAGAAGCAUGAAAGAUCCUUGUGAUAAUUUAGCUUACUUUGAGAAGACUGAUACAGGAUUGGCGAUACCAAUUCCUAACGUGAAUUGGAAUGAGAGAGCAAGUACAAUGUUUAUACCGUUGAAAAAUACAUCUUUAAUACCGAUGAACACUCCAGAUUCUGCACACAAUCUGGUUAAAUACUACGACGCAGCAAAAAAUUGUAUUCAAUCCAGUAACCCUAAGGAACAGGAGAAAUUCGAUGAAAAAUUUCAAGAGUGGCUCGCACGUGACGUUGUGCCACACUUGAAGGAUGAGAACCUGUACCUCGCACUAGGAAGUGUGCUCUCACUAGUAAACAGGACACGAGAUCUUUGCAAUAGCGUCAUUGACUUAUACGGGAACAAAUACGUCAUGUGUAAGAAACCCCCUUCACACGCGUUAGUCGAUUUAUCAUGUAAAAAAAUGUGGAUAAUAUCUAUUAUACUGCUUAUUGAAGUGGCCUGGUGCAUACCAGCUCUGAUUUACAUAUUAUGUUCUAAAAGAUUUCGCAAAAAAGAUUGUACAAGUAACGUCUAUCUCUUUAUAGAUAAUAAUAAGGGCGGUAAGGGUGUUAAGGCGGAAAAAAAGGGGAAAGGUUACUUCAAAGGUACGACGAGCUGCAUGGUUGAAGACACUUAUCCAUUAUCACAGGAUAGACCCCAUAGCACAACAUUGAGUAGAGAUCCUGAAGUAGUAUUAUUUCGUAGAUCCCAGUUGACCAACAUGGAAUUUGAAGGUCAAUUGCCCGAAUCAAAAAUGGCUAAAAAUAUUGGAAUUGGGUCGCUAUUGUGUCUUCCAUCGGAUCCCAUAGUUAACAAGAUAUCUCGUGAAAUACCCAAACAAUUUGGAGUUAUCGAAAAAAAGUCGUCACUUAAGAGGCCGGCUCAAUAUGUAUACCCUGAUCGAUAUAAUUCUAUGCAACAUAUGAACAACUCAUCAAGUUACGACCAGGGCAUCAGCUGCAGUUCGAAAUAUACCCAAAGCGAUAACAGUGUCACAACAGUGCGGUAUGCGUCAAAAAACUUACCACCAGACAGGACAUCGUUUGACUACAGAAAUAGAAAAAGAUGUGAUUACAGAAGGUGUGAUGAUCGUAGAAAAUCAGAGGAGUGUUGUCAAGUCAGUGAAGUCCGUGGCAAAAGGUCACAAAACGAACAAAGAAGAUUUGAAGACCUCCAAAAAGCAGAAGAACGUAAGAAACUUGAAGAAUGGCGACGGGCAGAAGAACACAAAAAAGCAGAAGAACGCAGAAGGGCAGAAGAAUGUAAGAAACUAGAAGAACGCAAAAGGGCAGAAGAAUGUAAGAAACAAGAAGAACGCAGAAGGUUGGAAGAAUUAAAGAAACAAGAAGAACAUAGAAGGGCAGAAGAAUUUAAGAAACUUGAAGACCGCAAAAGAGCAGAGGAAUAUAAAAAACUUGAAGAACGGCGAAAAGCUGAAGAACGUAAACAGCUAGAAGACAUCAGAAAAGCAGAAGAAUCCAAGAAAUUAGAAGAAAGUCGCAAGGCAGAAGAACGUAAAAUAGCAGAGGAACGUAAAAAAGCUGAAGAAUUGAAGAAAUUAGAGGAACGUGAAAAAGCAGAAGAAUACAAGAAAUUAGAAGAACUUAGAGUUGCGGAAGAACGUAGAGCUGCAGAAGAACGUAGAAUUGCAGAAGAACAAAGAAUAGAAAACGAACGUAAACUAGCAGAAGAACAUAAAAUUGAACUUAGAUUUUCAGAAGAACGUAGAAAGCCGGAAGAAUGUAGAUUAUCGGAAGAAUUUAGAAUAGCAGACGAUCGUAAAAAAGCAGAGGAAUUUAAGAAACUAGAAGAACGCAUUAAAGCGGAAGAAAGUCUGCAUUUGGAUGAAUUCAGAAAUAAUGAAGACCGCAGACACACCGAUGAACCUCGAAUGUUUGAAGAUAGCAGAAGAUUCGAAGAAUGUAGGAUGUUAGAAAAACAAGACGAUUGUAAAACACUAGAAGAGUAUAGGAUGCUAGAAAAACUUGAAGAAUGCAGGAGUCUUGGAGAACGUAUCAAAGCAGAAGAAUAUAGUAGAAGACGUAAACUGUUUGAAGAUCAAACUAGGAAGUAUGAAGAAUUUAAAAAAUACCAGGAACGCAUGGAACGUGAACAAUCUAGUAAAAAACUUGAAGAACAAAAUGAGGAACAAAAAGAUAUUGAGGAGUUCCGGAGACAAAGAAAAGCUGAGCAUUCCAGGAAAAAUGAUGAACGGAAAAAGCCAGAAGAGGCUAAAACGUUCGAUGAAUACAAAAAACUUAUGGAAGCCAGACAGCUUGACGAAUCCAGGAAACAAGAUAAUACUAAAAAAUAUGAUGAAGCAAGAAAAUAUGAUGAGACGAGAAAUUAUGAUGAAGCCAGAAAACGUGAUACAGCUAGAAAUCCCAAUGAGUGUAGGAAAUAUGAGGAAAUUAGAAAAUUUGAGGAAUCCGAUAAACCCAGAGAACAGAAAACAGGUAGAAAACCUGAAGAUAUUAAAAAUCUCGAAAGUUAUAGAGAUUUCGAUAAUAGUCGACAACUUGAUGCACAAAGACAUAACAAUAAAGACAUGGGAGGCAGCAAGGUGUUAGAUAGUCUCACAAACUUAUACUCAGGCACUAAGAUUCAAAAUGACUUUAGAAAAACAGAGGAUCGAAGGGACCAAGAUCGUAACUCUUAUAAUACGAUGGACAACUGUGGUGUUCGAGGGGCCUAUUCUGAUAACAUAGAUAACCAGGGCGCCAAAGACGGCGACUAUUCUAGCAGUACUGGUGACCAAAUAACACGAGACAGUAGCUGUAAAAAUACAAGUGAUCGUGGAGAAUGCGAGCAUAGCUCUUGUAACAAGAUAGAUGACAAAGUAGCUCGAAACGAGAGCUAUUAUAACAAGAGAGGUGAAAGAGAAGUACGUGUGACUCCAUGUUGUUGCCAUAAGGCUGAUGACAGAGUAGCGCGUGACUGUUGCUGUGCAAGACCAGAACACAAGAGACACGACCAUAGCUGCAGUAAAAGGAACGAAGACCGAAGGAAGCGAGAGCACAGCUGUAGUAGAAAGACAAAACAUCGAAAAGAAAGAGACGACAGCAUUUACUUAGUUGAAAAUCAGAGAGGACGAGAGGAAAGCCCUUAUUUAAGAACUACAGAAGAAAUAAACAAAAGAGACAGUAUGCCUAAAGAAAGCACGCACAUUGUCAACGAAGUUAAAUUUGAGAAUUUGAAUCGCAAAUCAUCUGAUUAUGUGGACUACAACAGUCCAUUAGCAGACUCCCGAGACACUAUAACAGAUGAGCUGCAAAGAAGUUCUUAUCCUUGUACCGAGUGCAUCGAUUCACUAUCGACUUCAACGUAUCGCGAUGUAACUUCAGAUAGUCUUUCAAAAUAUCUGUCAGAUAAACCGUUGGAGAGAGAAAGAAAAACUCGCUUUGAAGUCACGAAGGAACGGAUGAUGCCAGGAAACAGAGGAAAAAGUAAAAACAAAGUCAAAGUAAAAACUGGAAAGUCUCCAUACUUGGAGAUUACUAUUGACAGACCUACUACUGAGAUUUGCGUGGAUAUGGGACAGUGUAAGUCGCAUUACUCGUCGUUUAAGCCGAGCAAGAUACCCAAACGUGCUAGUAUUCAACCAUUUCAUAGUAGACAAGGAUCAGACCCAACGGAGAAACAAAAGAGUCUAAUUCCUCAGCCUAAAAGGAAGACACUAGAUGACAUUACUUUAGCCCAGUGCGGCUGUUCCAAGUCAUGUGACACUAGAUUAAAUGACACUUUCUGAUGACUCGAACUAUCUACAUGUGUCUAUACGUUUGGCACCAUUAUAAAGAGGGAAUUUAGUUUUAUUAUAGGUAGUUGAUAUUUCAAUAAUGUUAGCUGUACGAUUAUUGCUGUAAUUCAUUUGAUACUGUUAUUAAUAUUAUAUGGGUUUAAGUAUAA
This is a messenger RNA of Spodoptera frugiperda (fall armyworm), 4563 nucleotides long. RefSeq names its product apical junction molecule-like. The transcript has a single exon. The coding region runs from base 92 to 4405 and encodes 1437 amino acids. The record is from RefSeq and is a predicted model, not a curated record. NCBI's taxonomy places the organism in Eukaryota, Metazoa, Arthropoda, Insecta, Lepidoptera, Noctuidae.